AUGGAAACUUUAGUUCUCAAUUUGGUGAAACAAUUUGAGGAUGAUGUUGAAUAUGAAUUCAUUGUUGAUGAAUUUUAUAAAUUGAAUAUUAGUAAAAAAGAAUCAAUAGAUAUUAAUGUUUUUAAACCAAGUAGAUUUUUAAUAUUGGAUUUUUCAAUAAUUUCAUACAUAGUAAAUAGAAUAUCAGAUAAAUCAAAGAGAAACAGAAUAGAUGAUAUAAUUAAAUUUAUUAGAGAGAAUAGUAAUAAUAAAGAUCAAUUUUAUUAUAGAAAUUUACAGCAUUAUAUAAAUAAAGAAAAAUCAAAAGAUUUGAUAGAUAGUGAAUUGGAACAGUUUUUGAAUUCCAAUCAAUUUCAGUAUAUAUAUAAGGAUUUAGAGAAAAUUCAAAAAUCACAAGAUUCAAUAUUACAUUCAACUCAUAAUCAUUUUAAAACACAAUUAUCAACCAACAUAAUGAAUCACUUGACAAGUAGAAUAUCAAAUAGUAUAACUUCAGUUUAUAAAAUAAUAAAUAUAAUAUUGAAAAAUAAAUUAAAUAAUAAAUUAAAUAAUAAUAAGAAACUAUCUACAACCAGUUUACUAAAAUACUUAGUAAACAAUAAUAUGCAAUAUUUGAAAAUUAUCAAGAGAUAUAAAGAAACUGUUGAUGAGACAACAGAGAUCACUAAAGAUGUGCGAUACAGUUUGCUAAUUCGAACAUUGUUGGAGCGAUCGGAUGCUUGGGUUGAGAAUCUCGACAACAUUAAAAUUGAUUUGGAUUCUCAACAAUAUUUUAGACAUCAUGAUUUCAACCUGCUUAAAGAUGGUAUUCUAUCGAAAAAGGUGAAAGAGUGUGGGUUGGAGCCUUUCUUUAAAAGAUGUAUAGAAGUAAUUUCCAACCUAAAAUCAGCUAAUCUUAGUGAUUUUUCCGAGGCCUUUUAUAUACAUUUUCUUUUUUUACAAUUAAAUAAUGAUCUAUUAAGAGUUCCAGAAGAAGAUGUGAUCCAACAAUCCGAACACAUCAUUUUCAGACUGAGGAACAUCGAUUCUUUUAAGAUUUUUCCAGUGAACACAUAUAAUGGUAGUUUCACAAUGCAUGGCAUUGACUGGCUUGAGAAACAAAAGACUACAAUAGUUGAAUCAAGCUAUGAUAUAACUAACAUCAUGGAUAUGGAUAUCCAUGAUUCAAUCCAAGAAAAUCAAAACGAUUUUUUUAGUAUAUUUACAAAUACUUUAGAUAUAUUUUUGUCAAAGUAUAAUAAUUUAGAUAUCAACAUUAAUGAAAAAUUCAUCACUAUCAUCACAAAAUUCAAAUCAUCUUUAUUAUAUUUACCAUUUCCACCAGAAGCAUCACCUUCUACAAUUAAUAUUAUUAAACAAAUCAAUAUUAAUAUUCAUAAAUCAAUUUUAACUUUAGAUGAGUAUUUAAAAUCAACAAAUACAACACACUAUACUCAUAUCAUUGAUUUAAUUAAUCAUAUCUAUAUGUUAUGUACAUCUUCUUUAAUUAAUAACCAUUUUAUUCAAACUUCAUCUCUACAACCUCAACAACCAUCAGAUAAUGAUGUAAUAAUAAUUACAACUCAUUCACAGUCACAAUCUAUUACAUCGCAACCCUCCAACACUCCAACUUCACCAAUGCUUUUUAAUUCAACUCUAAAAAGUUCAUUUACCAUCUUCUUACAAUCAAUCCACAAAAAGAAAAAGAAGAAACCAGUAUCAAGAGCCAAGAAGGUGUCGGUUAAAAAGGCACCAAAGAAUCCAGCAAAGAAACCUCAACCGAGAGCCAAGACCAAUACUACCACCAAUGACAAGUCGCGUCGACGAAAAUGUAAACCUUCCAUACCAGCUAAAUUGACCGACUAUGCUGCCAACAUUAGACUGUUAACCAAAGUAUCGUUUCAUGGAGUAUCUACACAUGAAGAAUCAAUACUUUUGUUUUUCUGGAUGGCAACCUCGACUGAUUUUCUCAAAUCUCGUGAAACAAGAGAAGCUACCCGUUUUGAAAUGUAUAGUAGAACAAAACUAUAUGUAUAUCGAAACAAAGUUGGACUCGAAUAUUUAUCCAAUAUUUCAAUUACAACAAUAUCAGCUUUUAUAGAAUACUCGAGGGAGAUUAAUGGAACUACUGCAACAUCCUCAUCAACUACAACUACAACAACAUCCACAACUACAACAACUACAACAACUACAACUACAACUACAACUUCUUCUUCUUCUUCUUCAUCAUCUUCAUCCUCCUCCUCAAACAAUACAACAAAACAAAAAAGAACAAGAAUAUUUUUUCAUAUAACUGACCAUCCUUGGAUUGAUUUGCCUCCGUUGGAUUCUAAUGUUUCCAAUCAACCACCUACAAAGGAAAAGUAUUCAUAUACUUUAGCCACUAGACUCUAUUAUCUGAUAGACAAAUUCAAAUUUACAUUAUUCCCCCAUUUGAAAGGUGAACAGGAAGUUUUGAAUCUAUUCAAAAUUCCUAAAUCACUUUCCAAUAAGAAUAUUUCCAUCAACCAUAUCAUGACAGACGGUGUCACUUUGUAUUUAACUUACUCCAAAGUAGUAAAUCAACCUCAAGUUUUAGUUCAGAUGCAACCAGUUGAGACGGAUACCAACCAACCUAUUGACAAAGAGCCAGAUCCCGAUGAAGAACCAGACCCAGAUUCCGAAGAUGAGUUACCGCCAAAGAUUGUAACUCCAACAUUGCCACCAGAAUAUUAUGCUUGUGGAAUUGCUUGCGAUCCAUCGCCGAGAAAGAAUUGUUAUGUUAAUCAGAAAAUCAAGUUUGAUUUUACAUCCAAAGGUAACACUCAUAAACUCGAUGAUAAAGUUCUGAACAUCAAGAGUUUAAGUUAUAAAUUCGAUUGCAAAACAUCGAAAUUCAACAACAAAAGAAAUACUUUUAUUGGUAAAGAGAUGGUAGAAUAUGAAACUACAUUCCCAUCGAUUGAUAGCUCGAGAACUAAUGAUAUCUUAAGUGUACAAUGUUAUAUUAGAUCUCUAGGUUUCCGAUAUGGAAACAAAGACAACUAUUUAAAGUUCUCUCAGUAUAAGAAGCGAAGAGCUCAAGUACAAGUCAAGAAACUACGCUUCAAACGAUUCAUCCAGAAGAAAGUAGCCAGAAGCCAUCGUUCUAAAUUGAUUUACACUCACGCCCUCAAGGGAAUCGAUGCCUACUUGUCGGGUGAAAAAGGUGCCAACAAAAACCAUGUUGGUUCUAGUAGUAGUGGUAGAGGAAGUAUCAGUGGUAAUGGUAAGGAUAGAGGUAGUAUAAGUAUUGGUGGUGGUGGUGGUGGUAGUAACACCAAUUUUUUUAGUAUAUUAUCAAAUCAUGAUGAAGAUAAAGAUGAUGAUGAAUACAACAAUAAUAACAAUAAUGUUAACAAUAAUAAUAAUAACAAUGAUAACAACAAUAAUAAUGAUAACAAUAAUAAUAAUAAUAAUAAAAAAAAAGAAAUGAAUUUUCGUCAACGAUCACAUUAUAAACCUAAACAACAUCAAAUAAUUAAAUGUAGAUUUAGCGAAACCAUUCAAAAGAUAAUUAAUAGUAAUAAUAUAAAAUUUAAUAAUAACAAAUCAUAUACAGUAAUAACUAUGGGAUUUCGUAAUAGAAACCCAAUAAAUAAUAAUAUUACAGACGAAGAGGAUAAAAUUAUUAAUUAUUUCACUCAACACCUCGACAAUAUCAUCAAUUCCAGUCAGUUCAUCAACAAACAAACAAGACAAAUAUUUAGAUGGUCAAUUCCAAUCUUGGAAUACCAUCCACAUCCACAACUCAUUAAAAUUCUCAAUCAACUAUCACCUCAAAUUCAAAACCAAAUAUUUGGUGAAACACUAUCAAAAAAGCUAAACACUAUAAUCAAUCCAUCAUCAUCAUUAUCAUCAUCAUCUUUAUCCAUACCAUCUUCACCAUCAUACUCACCACCUCUUUCAUCCCAAUCAUCUUCACCAUCGCCAUCUUUACAACCUCUAUCACCAUUAUUAAUAUCAUCUUCACCACAAUUAUCACCAUCUUCAAUACCAUUAUCACUUUCACACUCACCACAAUUACCAUCAUCUUCAAUACCAUUAUCACCAUCAUAUUCGCCACUCUCUGAGAGUUCAUUAUCACUACUAUCUUCACCAGCUACAUGUAAAAAUAAACUUCAUAUAUUUAUUUGCGGAGUAAAUGACAACCCAAAUAUUUUAAAUAAUAGAAAAGUAUGUGAAGAUUGUAGAAAUAAUAACAAUAAUAAAAAUAACAAUGACAUUAACAAUAAUUCUAAUAAUAAUAAUAAUAACAAUAAUAACAAUAAUAAUAACAAUAACAAUAACAGUAAUUCUAAUAAUAAUAAUAACAAUAAUAACAAUAAUAAAAAUAAUAAAAUAAAUAAUAAAAAAAACAAAAUCAAAUGGGAAUGCAAUAAAUGUGGAGUUAUCAACAACUAUAACAGAGAAAAAGUAUUUGUUGACCAAUCCAGAGUUUUUAUCGGGCACUGUAAGAAUUGCUUACAAGAACACCCAAUGUUUUAUAACGAAAAAGUAAAAACUGAAUAUGCCAAUCUAAUUAAUCUAUUUCCAGGUCAUGGAGGUGGUCAUAUGGGGUUCAUUCCUGGAAUGAAAGGAAUCAACCCAGCUCCAUACGUCGAAAAAGAACUAAAAGAUGUUUGCCAAUACAUUUACACUAAUACCAAAGUAAAUGUUCGUUAUAAGAUUGUCGAUGAGUUCAAUACAUCUCAAGUGUUCUCGCCACUACUCGAAGAGAACGAACUAGAGGUUCGCAGAGAUAUUUCAAAGUAUGACUCUGCCAAGUGCCUAAAGCAUAUUCCAGAGGCGCACUGGGAUCCACAUAACAGAAAGGUGCCUCUAUCCGAAAGUACUCUCCGCCCAGGCAAAGUUGUUGGAGCCAUUUGUCAACCAACAGCAGCAGCAGCAGAUCAUACUAAUAACAUUGUUGAAAAUACAAACAUCAAAACUACUACCAAUGAAAAUGAUAACAAUAAAGAUAUUGUUGUUGUUGGUGAAAACAAUAAAAAUUUAAAUAUUGUUCAACAACUAUCAGAUAUUAAUAGUAAUGGUAAGAGAACAAUGACAAACAACAAUAAUAGUAGUGGUAGUAAUAGUAGUAAUAGUAGUCAUAGCGGUCUGUUCUGUGAGGAACAUGAUAAGAAGCUGAAAUUGAUAUGUGUUAGUUGCUGCGCCAUGGUUUGCACUCGUUGCACCACUAGCAACCACAAAAAUCAUGUGUUUGAUGAUAGCCAUUCCAUCGGUAAAACGAUCACCGAUGAAACAUUGAUGAAUCUGUGGAAUCGUCUAAAGACAUUCAAGCGAAUGCAUACCAACUACAGACACACAGAGCAACAGAUCAUUCAGUUCUACGGUGAUCUACACGAGCUGCUCAUCACACAUGAGCUCAAAGCGAAAAUACCGAUACUCGAGCAAUACGACAAGCUCAACACAUCACUCAAGAGCGUACUCCAUCAAAUUAAAUUCAUCUUUCAACUGAAAUACUCACAUCAUUCACAUUCAAUCAAACAAAUGGAAACAAAAUCAACAACAACAACAGCAUCAUCAUCAUCAGCAACAUCAUCAUCAACAACAACAACAACAAUAACACCUGAAGAAGAUAAUAAUGAUAACAAUAAUAAUAACAAUAAUGAUAAUAAUAAUAAUGAUAAUGAAUAUAUGAUAAAAAAGUUAAUAUCAUUAAUAAAUACAUUGAAUAACGAGGUUGGAAAUGGAGAUGAUUCUGAUGGAGAUUCCAAACUCAAUGAUGAUGAAUAUGCAGAGUUGAUAUCAGAGAUGAAAAACUCGAUGAUUGAUGAAUUGGAUGUUACAAAGAUGAUAGAGUCUAUUGAUAACACUAAAACCUUUACAAACUUUCUAAAUGAUCAUCAUAGGCUUUUUAGACUGACAACUCCUACACUGACCGACACUUAUAAAUAUGAAAAGAAUCUGCUGGAAUUCGAGAGUGUUCUACCAAAGAAUAUAGAGGUGUCGUUCAAUCACAACAAACUCGCUAGUAUCAAGAGUAAAAUUUCGGAACUCUACCACCAGACCGACCACUACUCCAACAAGUCAAAACAAUGCAUCCUAUCGGUGUAUCAAGCGGAACAGGACACCAAGAUUGCCAUUGAGAAUCUAAAGAGUAAGACAGGCCAAAUCACUGUAUACACUUGUCAUAUUGAGAGUUGUCAAUGGACAAACACUCUCUACUCGAUGGUUGCGGUCGGAUCGAAAGUCUAUGUAUUCGGCGGAAACAAUCGCGCCAAGAACUACUCGACGAUCGACCUCGAUUCCAACUCUAUCUCCAUUACGGACCGCGGAGAAUUCGAUACUGCGCAGGGUGGCGAAGCCAAGUACCACGACGUUUCUGUAUUGGUAUACAAGAUUUCAAGAAUAAUAACAACAACAACAAUGAAAAUGCCAACAAUAUCAAUUCUAAAAAAUCAAUAA
Heterostelium album PN500 is the source of this 6408-nucleotide messenger RNA. Its product is annotated as B-box zinc finger protein. NCBI's taxonomy places the organism in Eukaryota, Evosea, Eumycetozoa, Acytosteliales, Acytosteliaceae. Bases 1 to 6408 code for a protein of 2135 amino acids. The transcript is spliced from 17 exons. The record is from RefSeq and is a predicted model, not a curated record. Gene Ontology annotation, molecular function: zinc ion binding.